Molecule: messenger RNA, 1437 nt
Organism: Colias croceus (clouded yellow)
Lineage: Eukaryota; Metazoa; Arthropoda; Insecta; Lepidoptera; Pieridae
Product: putative serine protease K12H4.7
Exons: 2
Coding region: 1-1410 (469 amino acids)
Biological process (GO): proteolysis
Molecular function (GO): dipeptidyl-peptidase activity; serine-type exopeptidase activity
Source: RefSeq, a predicted model, not a curated record
AUGGUCAAUCAAAAUAGUCUCAAAAGGGAUCCGAAUUCUGGCACUUCGUUAUUACAAAUCCCUGCUGAGCUAGAAGUGUUAAAUAAUACCUCCUCGGUGGAUGUCCAAGCCGGAUGGAUACAGCAACCAUUAGACCAUUUCCAGUCGAACUCUCAAACAUGGAAGAUGAGGUAUUUUUCAACUUUACAAUAUUUUCGGCAAAAUGGUCCUGUAUUUAUAUAUUUGGGAGGAGAAGGAGUAGCCGACCCAGUACACUUACAGAUUGGAGUAAUACAAGAAUUAGCACAAGAAACGGGAGGGGCAAUGUUCAUGACUGAGCAUCGAUAUUAUGGACUAAGUAAACCGUUUCCUAAUUUAAAUACGGAAAAUUUGAAGUGGUUAUCAUCAGCGCAAGCCCUUGCUGAUAUAGCGAAAUUAAUCACAUACAUAAAAUCUGAUCCUAAAUUUAUGAGAUCAAAAGUCGUCUUGAUCGGAGGAUCAUACGCUGGUAAUUUAGCUGCAUGGAUGAGGCUGAAAUUCCCUAAUUUAGUUGACGCAGCUUACGCGAGUAGCAGUCCAGUUUUGGCAAAAAAAGAUUUUUAUGAGUACUUGGAGAAAGUAAAUCAAAAUUAUCAGAAAUAUGGAACGCCGAACUGUUUGGUUAAAACUAAAACCAUUUUUCAAAGGUAUAAAACACAGCUCCAAAGCGUACAAGGCAUCACGCAGCUAAAACGAGAAAAUAAUAUUUGCGAUACUAGCGAUUUUAGUAAUAUUAGAAAUCAAUGGUUCUUUUUCUUGAGUAAAAUUAAUCCAUUUACACAAUCGUCACAAUCUGGAGGGCCGAUACAAAUUAAGAAUCAUUGUUAUCAAUUGGAAAAACAGAAUACACACUAUUAUUCAAGGAACAACAGAAAGACGUGUGAAGACAUGACCUAUGUUACAUUCAUUGACAGUAUACGAAGAAGCAGUGACUUCCAUGCGUGGUUUUAUCAGGUCUGUACUGAAUUCGGAUAUUUCCAAACAACAACGUCUAAAUCACAACCAUUUGGUGACGUUAAUCCUAAAGAAUUUUAUUUGCAUAUAUGUAAAGAUUUAUUCGGUGCUGACUUUAAUGAAGCAAGAGUUGACAGGGGUGUGCAAAAAACCAAUCAAGUUUACGGGGGAUUAAGACCGAAUGUAACUCGCGUAGUAUUUGUUAAUGGGGAUGUAGAUCCAUGGAGUACUUUGAGUAUUCUUGUAAAGCAGUCUUCAGAAGUGCCAGCUGUUGUCAUACCUGGAGCAAUACAUUGUCAAGAUCUAAGUGCUACGUAUCACUCUCCAGAAACACUUAAACAAGCUACGAAGUAUGCUAAAAAUAUGGUAAAAACUUGGAUUGGUAUGGGAAAUGGACCAAGGUUCAUGGACGCUGCAUUACAAACGUCCCCUGUAUAAUUUUGAUCAAUAAAAUAUAAAAGUUUU